GAUUACAGACAACCAUUAAGGUAUUAUUGCAUUAACCAUUUUCUGGUGAAACAACUCACAAUUUCUCGAAGGUUCUAUCUCGAUUUUUCUGUUUAAUUUUGAUUAAAAAUGGCUUCUAAACGCAUAGUUCAAUCAUCUGUGAACUGGGCCGCGAUUGCUGAACGAGUACCGGAAGCGGACAAAGCGUCCUAUUUGGCGUUUAAAGCUAAGUCCGAUGGAUAUCUUCGCAAAAUGUUGGCCUCACCAGCCGAACCAUUGAAAAUCGAUUGGGCGGCAUAUAAAAAUAAAGUGGCUGUACCUGGGUUAGUCGACAACUUUGAGAAAUUAUAUAGUGCUAUUAAAAUUCCAUAUCCAGAAGAUAAGUAUAGUGCUGCUAUCGAUAAACAUGAAAAAGAAAUUGCCAAAGGUGUUGAAGAAUUCAAAGCAGAAUCAGAAGUGAUAAUUCAACAAGCUGAAAAAAGGAUUGCAGAAAUCAACAGUUUAUUGCCAUUCAGCCAAAUGACAUAUGAAGAUGCUGCUUAUAUUCAACCUCAAUUAACAUUGGACUUGGAGAACAAACCAUCAUUCUGGCCUCAUGAAGAGAUUGAUUAUGUGUUUGAUGAACCAGAAGCAGAAACUCCACAAAUUGAAGAACAGAAAAAAAUUGAUGCAGCUCAUUAAAUAAAUAAAAUGGUUCUUAGUUUCAGUUCUAUUUUAUAUUAUGGUUUUUCCAUAAACAUUUAGAAAUAUAUUUAUAUACCUACAUAAAUUGAUGGUUAAAAUUUUAGAUUUUUUUUUCAUGUUUUAUUUAGAAUUCUGUUACACAUACAUUUUGUAAGAUCAUAAAAAGUAUAAUAAUAUUGCUUAAAACCGUGUUGAAUAAAUUAUGAAAGAAAACAUAA
This is a messenger RNA of Aphis gossypii (cotton aphid), 881 nucleotides long. RefSeq names its product ATP synthase subunit d, mitochondrial-like. The transcript has 3 exons. NCBI's taxonomy places the organism in Eukaryota, Metazoa, Arthropoda, Insecta, Hemiptera, Aphididae. Gene Ontology annotation, molecular function: proton transmembrane transporter activity. Bases 109 to 660 code for a protein of 183 amino acids. The record is from RefSeq and is a predicted model, not a curated record. Gene Ontology annotation, biological process: proton motive force-driven ATP synthesis.